Dermatophagoides pteronyssinus (European house dust mite) is the source of this 1879-nucleotide messenger RNA. RefSeq names its product negative elongation factor complex member TH1 (gene TH1). Gene Ontology annotation, molecular function: RNA binding. Gene Ontology annotation, cellular component: NELF complex; nucleus. Gene Ontology annotation, biological process: negative regulation of transcription elongation by RNA polymerase II. Lineage: Eukaryota; Metazoa; Arthropoda; Arachnida; Sarcoptiformes; Pyroglyphidae. The record is from RefSeq and is a predicted model, not a curated record.
UAAAUUUUUUUGAAAUAUAAAAUUUGUGAAUUUUCUUCUUUAUAAGUAUGGAUAUUGAAAUGGAAAACUAUGAUGAUGAAGAUCCUGCUGAAAUUUAUAGGAAAUGCGUUGAGUUACUUAGCAGUAAAGAUUUCAUUAUGGAAGAUUCAGUUAUACCAACAUUGAAAAGAUUUAUUCACGUAAAAGGAACCAAAGAAGAGGCUAUUCAUCUGUUAUCAUCUAAUUACGAUGCCGUAGCUCAAAUCGCUAACCUUCUGGCUGAAUGGCUACUGAUGACUGAUCUCACAUUAGCUGAGGUUCAAUCUACAGUUGAGGAUAAUCUCAAAAAUAUGAUCAUCAAGCACUUUGAUCAGAAAAAAGCCGAUUCUAUUUUUCUUGAUGAAUCGAAAGGAAACCCGGAUUGGCUUACUGCAUUGAUCCAACAUCAACCUUGGCGUAAAUUGAUUUUUCAGUUGGCUGACAAAUAUCCCGAUUGCCUUAUGUUAACAUUCACGGUCAAGUUGAUUUCUGAUGCCGGUUUCCAAAGCGAAAUAACUUCCAUAUCAACUGCGUCACAACAAUUAGAAGUGUUUACCCGAAUCCUAAAAACUUCAGUCACUAAUUUCUUGGAAAAAGGCGAAGAAAUGCUAGAUUCGGAGAAAGUUCUAACUGAAUUUGCGAAAUUGGUUUCACAUGGUGAACACACCUAUCUUUACAGUCAAGUUUUAUUACACUACCUAUCAUUAGAACCGAAAGGAGGCUCUAAUGUUAAACGACUUUUUCAAGAAAUCUCUCGAUUCGCCCAGAAAAACGGACAUAAUGCUACACCGAUCAUGCUUGCAUUAAUGGGAAUCUCUUCACAUCCUCGUUUAGCGCAAGCAUUAUCAGCAAUGUUGGCCAAAGAUGCUCUCAAUCCUGCCGAUAUAACUACGUUAUACAAAUGUUAUCAAGAAACAUCUCCCCCACCAGUUGAAUUUUUGCGAAUACCGCAAUUUCUUGAUCUAUUGUUGGACGCCUUAUUUAAACCUGGCUCGAAAUUACAUUCCGAACAACGUCCCAAAUAUGUCUAUUUAUUGGCUUAUGCAUCAUCAGUUCAUGAAGCUUAUAGAAAGCAUAAUAAUGCCUAUAACAAUGUUCAAUUUCGCAAAUCUAUUAAUCGCGAUGAAUUAAAACCUACGAUACAGGCAAUCGAAAAGGUUUCAUCAUUAUGUGUAGAACGAAAAGGAUCAUCAGAAAUUAUGCCUGAAUUGAAAACACUAUAUCAAAUGAUCGAAAAAUAUCAAGUUGUCGCCUAUGGAAUCGUUUACUGGGUCAAACAUGUUGUCAGUGAACCAAGUUAUUUCAAAUUAAACACAGAACAAACUCCUUUACAUUUAGCUUUAUUAGAUGAAGUAACUGCCUGCCAUAAUACUCUGCAUAAAAUAACACUAAAUCUAUAUAUUGAUAUAUUUGAAAAACAAUAUGAUGAACUAGAGGUUUUAGCACAACUUGAAUUGAAGAAAAUGAUCCUUGAUCGUAUGAUCCAUUUGAUUAGCAAAGGAUGCGUAGUUCCAGUAUUGAAAUAUAUAAAACAAUGCUGGCAAAAAGGAGAUACCGAUAUAUCAUUGUUUCGAUAUUUUAUCAUCGAAGUUUUAUCGAUGAUCACGGCCCCAUAUUCUAUUGAAUUUAUUGAUCUAUUUUUACCAUUGGUCGAAUGUGAAGAAGUGACAGGAAAUAUGCGAAGCGAAGUCGAAACAACUUUGGUCAAUGAAUUUAUAGAAACUUGCAAAAACCUAAAAAAUGAAAAUCGUGUUCAUUUGGAGGAUUAAUCGAAUUUCGCAUCAAAAGGCAUGGGUUGGCUGACAUGUUUCAUUUUUUUCACUGUAUUGAUUUCUGUAACUUCUCAUGAUUUUGUUAGUUU